Molecule: messenger RNA, 1243 nt
Organism: Chelonoidis abingdonii (Abingdon island giant tortoise)
Lineage: Eukaryota; Metazoa; Chordata; Testudines; Testudinidae
Source: RefSeq, a predicted model, not a curated record
UUCCCUGCAGGGACUGAGCAUGAGCAGGUUUGUGCGCCAGCUCCUGGAGGCGCUGACCACCGUGGAUGACGGUGCAAAGGCGGACAUAGUCCAAGCCAUCCUAACGCUGCACGAGCAGGUCGGGGUGGAGAAUGGCCGUGAGGUCUGCAAGGUCCUGCUCCUCAUCCUGAACCAGAGCGACCCACCCAAACUGGAGGAAAAGACUCAGAAAAAGUUUGUCCUGACCUCCCUGAAUGCUCUCAUGGCCUUCUGCAGAGACAGCAAGGAGCUGCUGCUGGAGCUUAUGGCAUACUUCCUGCACAGUCCCAUCUCCAGCAGGGGGUCCAUUAAGGCUCUUUUCAUAGAGCUGGGCCUGGAGGAUCCGCACAACUAUUUCUACCAGGAGAUGGACUCUUGGGACCUUUCCAGGGAGAAGCCUGUCACCAAGGCAGCGCUGAGGAGAAUCUGCGCACAGUGGCUUGAAGGAGUGAUGCAGGAUUUCCAGGAUCACAAGAGCAGCACGUUGGAGCCGUUCCAGGCACAGGCGGGGAAAAGGCACUUCCCUGGUAGCAGCCCAAAGGCUAAGAAAGCUGCAGAGAGGAGCAAGAUUUUUCCAUCUGCUGGCAGCCCAGAGCCGCCAGUGGGGCCAAUAAACGCAAUAAACCAUUUCUGUAAAGUGCAAAUGAAGAGGGAUUUGGAAGAUCUGAAACAGCCAAAAUCUGCUGGAGCCCAGGAAACCAAGAACACAGUGAUGGCCUUGCCUUCCAUUGGGAGGAGCCAGGCCAUCUUGCGGCUCGGAGAGACCAACACUAUGGCGCGAAGGAGACCACCCCAACGUUUCUAUCUUCCGCGCAUUUUUCCACUCCCUUUGUUGACGGGAUUUGUACAUGCUAUCAAAUUGCCAAUGCCAAGAAUCGACGUGAACCCAUUUCCACCUGAUUCCGACAUGCCAGCUUCACAAAAUACAUUCAUCUCCAUGCAUCAGAAAGUCCAGAAAUAUUUCAUCCCAAAGUUCUCGCUAGCAGAUAGCUAUCCCUGAAGACAUGGCUAGCCAAGAUAGCUUUGCAUCGACCGGACUCCUAGACUUGAUAAUUAGCAGAGGCCAUUGAAUACAGAAUGAUAAUGGGCUCUUGUAGGUCUGGCUAUAAGGAAACUAAAUAAACUAUAGUCUAUAUAUAUGGUAAAGAUGGAAGGUCCAGCUGAGAGUUAUACACCAUCUGGGUGGAGCAAGCCCCGCAAAACAAAAUGCACCGGGGAAAUAAUA